CAAUCUCGAGCUCACGAAGUUUGUGAAAGUCGUCUAGUGUGAAAUUUUCAGAUUUUCAUCCUUUAAUUUUGCACCAAAAUGUCUAACGCCGCGCAUCGACAUCGGUACAAAAAUCUCGGCCUGGACUCGACAGAAAUGCGACGCCGCCGAGAAGAGGAAGGAAUUCAGCUAAGGAAGCAGAAACGUGAACAACAGCUGAUCAAGAGGCGUAACGUCAACGUGGCCGAAGAGCUCGAACAGGAUGCGAUUCUAACGGACGAGAUCCAAACAUCUGAUAGUCAAUCAUUGAUAAAACCGGUCGUCAUCGCAGCACUGUACAGCGAAAACCCCGAUGAGCAGCUGCUGGCCACACAGAAAUUUCGACGGUUGCUGUCCAAAGAACCCAACCCGCCGAUUGAUAUGGUGAUCAAGCAUAAUAUCGUCCCACGGUUGGUAAUGUUCUUGUCAAACUCCCAAAAUUCGACGCUACAGUUUGAGGCGGCCUGGGCACUAACAAACAUCGCUUCCGGAACAUCAGAGCAAACGAGCGUCGUGAUAGAGGCCGGCGCUGUGCCAAUCUUUGUCGAACUUAUGAAAAGCCCGUAUGAGGACGUGCAGGAGCAAGCGAUAUGGGCGCUGGGAAAUAUCGCGGGCGAUUCGCCUGAGUGCAGAGAUGUGGUCCUGGACUAUGGCGUGCUGGAACCGUUGUUAUAUGUGUUGAGUACAUCGAUCCGGCUGACACUUACGCGCAACGCUAUCUGGGCUUUGUCGAACUUGUGCCGCGGCAAAAAUCCUCCACCCGACUUCUCCAAGGUCGAGAAAUGCCUUCCCAUACUCGCUAAGCUGAUGUUCCACGAAGAUGUGGAGGUGCUCGGAGAUGCGGUCUGGGCGGUCAGCUACCUGUCGGACGGGUCAAAUGACAACAUCCAGGCGGUCAUUGAUGCCGGUUGCUGUCGACGUCUUAUCGAGCUGCUUUCGCAUACCAACAACAACGUUGUGUCGGCUGCGCUCCGUGCCGUCGGCAACAUCGUCACCGGCAACGAUACCCAGACACAGUUGAUCCUGAACUGCAAAGCCUUACCCUCGAUCCUGCAGCUGCUCAGCUCGCCCAAGGAGGCGGUGCGAAAGGAGGCCUGCUGGACGAUCUCGAACAUCGCGGCCGGCAACCGGCAUCAAAUACAGGCGACCAUCGAGGCCAACAUCUUCCCGAGCAUCAUCGAGCUACUGCAGAAGGCCGACUUUAAAACACGAAAAGAGGCGGCAUGGGCCAUCACCAAUGCGACCAGCGGCGGCACGGUCGAGCAAAUCAAGUACCUGGUGGACGCUGGCUGCAUACCUCCAAUGUGUGAAUUGUUAACCGUGAUGGACCCCAAGAUAGUUACCGUUGCGUUAAAUGGUCUGGAGAACAUACUGAAAGCAGGCAACCAGCAUCGUACCAAACCGAACCCGUACGCCGUGAUGAUCGAGGAAUGUUACGGUCUUGAUAAGCUGGAAUUCUUGCAGUCACAUCAGAACAACGACAUCUACGAGAAGGCAUUUAGCAUCAUACAGAAGUUCUUCAGCAAUGACGACGAAGAUCUGGCCGUGGCACCGAGCACGGAAAACAAUCAGUUUCAGUUUGGUGCCGACCAGUCGGUUCCGAUGGACGGCUUUCAGUUCUAAUCGCGCAGUUUGCAGUGUGGCACGCUUUAUCCAACGGUUUACUAAAUUUUACUUUUCCGCCCGCACCAUGAUUGACCACCAUCGACCACCAACUUCCGGUCAGCUUUUGUCCACUUUUGUUGGCCCAGUAGAGAUAACACCGAACGAUGAAUUAAUUAAGAAGCGGCUUCGAUUAGGAAUGUGUGUGUUUUAUAUUUUCAGAAUCCACAAAGCGUUUGCAAUUAAACUUAUUUGUUUUACGAGUUCUUCAUCCGUUGGACGGAUUACGUUUUGUGACGAUCGCGCUUGUCUCUGGCGAUAUGCAGUAGUCAGCAGGUAGAAGUGUUUUGUGUACGAUAUUUUCGUUCAAAGUGCGAUUUUUUUUCGCAAUGUUUUGUAUGUAUUGGAGGAAAGGUAAAGUAGAAACAUUUUGUGAAUACAAGAACAGACAGGAAAACGACGAACAGAACAUAAUUCUAAUUUAUUUCCUACUUUUACAUCCCCUUUACGUGCUGCUACAAGCAGUGCCGGAUGAGGGAAACCGCAAUGGAGAAUUAUUGAAUAUAAAAUAAAAACAAUAUAGAUUACUAACAAUGGAAGAUAUAUAAAGAUAGGGCAAGUUUACACGUGAAAUUUUUUAAUUUUUAUUUUUUUGCUACAAAUUGCUUCAGAUUAUUAAUCAUAAUAAUUACAUAAUGAAAAAAAAAAGUUGAAACAUGCACUCGCCCGACCGGACAAACCCAUGCAAACUAAACCAACGAUGUUUGAACAAUGGUCCCGAAUAUGAAAACAAAAAAUUACACAAACCUGCUCUCGUCGACUAAUUUUGACCUACAGCCUGGGAGGGGUUAAACGCGUGCGGAGAUAUGUUUGAAUAAUAUAACGUAAGAGAGCGCAAAACCCCAAACUAAAUUAACAAUAAAAUAUUAUCCAUCAUUUACUCUUGGAACGG
Anopheles coustani is the source of this 2572-nucleotide messenger RNA. It is a transcript of the gene Kap-alpha1, whose product is annotated as importin subunit alpha-7. Gene Ontology annotation, cellular component: nucleus; nucleoplasm; cytoplasm. The transcript is spliced from 8 exons. The record is from RefSeq and is a predicted model, not a curated record. The coding region runs from base 79 to 1641 and encodes 520 amino acids. Gene Ontology annotation, molecular function: nuclear import signal receptor activity; protein binding. NCBI's taxonomy places the organism in Eukaryota, Metazoa, Arthropoda, Insecta, Diptera, Culicidae. Gene Ontology annotation, biological process: NLS-bearing protein import into nucleus.